AUGUUCCAGAAGUUGCAAAACAAAGAGGAUUCAAGGGAGGAUGUGCUGCGCACAGUUGCUGAAUUUGUGGUCUGUGACGAUCAGAGCCUUAUAAUAGCAGACAAACCCGCAUUUAGAAAUUGUUUGGUGGUAAUGCAGCCAAAUGCUAUACUGGCGGACAUACCUUCAACUCAUGAUGUGUUGGCUUACAUCCACAAUGCAUUCAUUGAAUUCAUCAAGGGUCUCAAGGCUACAACAACUGGCCUUGUUUCAACGACUACAGACUUGUGGUCUGUUGAUCAGACAAAGGCCACAUUUUUAGGCUUAAUGGCUCACUGGAUUGAGGCUAAUGCCUCUGAUUGUUUGAGCGUGCAGGAAUUAUCAAUGAGCAAUCAAGCAAGCAACAACAACAUCACUUGUGACAUCAUUGAGAUGCUAUUUCACUGUCGCCAUAUAUACAACUUCAAUACCACUCAACAAUAUCUUCCCUGUCUUGCCCACAUGGUCAACCUUGCCAUCACUGACAUUAUGUCGGUUAUCACAUAUAUCACCAAUAUUGAGACCACAACCACAAUAUGGGAGAUUGACCCAUUGCUCCCUAAUAACCAUGUUCUUGGAGACUUGCUUGAUAUUGUAGCUGUGGUGCAUACACUUGCUAUUAAGAUUUAG
This is a messenger RNA of Suillus fuscotomentosus, 648 nucleotides long. RefSeq lists its product as uncharacterized. The coding region runs from base 1 to 648 and encodes 215 amino acids. The record is from RefSeq and is a predicted model, not a curated record. NCBI's taxonomy places the organism in Eukaryota, Fungi, Basidiomycota, Agaricomycetes, Boletales, Suillaceae. The transcript is spliced from 6 exons.